CAAGUUAGUGGUUUUAAGUAUUAUAUCGUGACAUGGGGACUUUAUCCCUAUGGAUUUCCCUUAUGGUGCUGGCCAUUUUACUGAUGGACCAGCAAAUAGGGAGUGCUCAAGUUCCAAAAUUUUUGAAAAAUAAAUAUGGAACCAAAUCAGCGUCGCCGAAUUCUUAUGCUGCGUCUGGAUCUACAAAAACAACCUACACAAAGACGAAAACUACUGGAGGAAUCAAAAGUCAUACAAAAAGUCAUGCUACCCAUUCGGUAACUGAAAGCCCAUUCCAAGCUAGUCACAACAGCAUGAGUAUGAGUUUACAUAAUAGUUCAGCUUCCAAAUUCCAAGGAGGAUGUACUGCAAUGCCAUCUCCAAUGAACGCUGGAGUGCGAUGCUCGCAAUACUCAGGAUGCAGGGCUGAUUGUUUACCAAACUAUCAAUUUCCAAAUGGAAAACCCCAUUUAGCCUUUACUUGCGUAGAUGGACAAUGGAUGGAAUCCAAUGGUUUAUUUACCAAUGUUCCCAACUGUGAACCAAUUUGUAUGCCUGCUUGCCAGAAUAAUGGAAUUUGUCUGUCCCCCAACCAAUGUAAUUGUGCAGAAAACUUUUCCGGUCCACAGUGCCAAUUUGAAAGUAAACCUUGUCUAAAUCAUCCACCAAUGCCGAUAAAUUCCAAACGGUCUUGCAGUUCCAAGAAAUGUACUGUCACUUGUGCAAAAGGAUUCGAAUUCCCAGAUGGAUCAGCAAUUGCAACCAUGGAUUGUAAAAAUGGAAUGUGGGUACCUACGAAGGAAAAAUGGGUUUCAAUCCCAGAUUGCCAAGCUACUUGCACUCCACCUUGUCAAAACGGAGGAAAUUGUCUGUCAUUCAACGUCUGUCAAUGUCCACAAGAUUUCAGAGGACCACAAUGCCAAUACAAGGCUGAAGUAUGUUCUCCAAAAGAACUAGGUUUCAAUGGAGGUUACAACUGUUCCGGUGAUGCCAAUACAUUCUCUUGUUCUGUAAACUGUCCUCCUGGUAUUGAAUUUGAGUUUCCUCCAGAGCAUGUGUACACCUGUACCUACGAUUUGGGAAUGUUUUUACCUGUACCUAUACCUUCGUGUCUUUAUCCUGAAUUCUCUGAAGUAACUUUCCACGAAGGAGAAUCAGAUAGCAACUCUUGGAUAAACGAAACCAAACAUAAAUCCAGCUAUUCCACUGGUAGUUCACAUUCAAGUGGAGAAUCUUAUGGUUCUACAACGGGUUCUUACCGCAAAUCACACGGUGAUGAAGAAGUUAUGAUAAAAGAGAACGUUAAAGGCUCCAAUAGUGGUAACCACGAACAUAUUGUUGUUGAACAACGUCUUCCAAAACCAGGAACUUGCUUUAGCUGGGGAGGAGGUCAUUACAAGACAUUCGACGAUAGAGUUUACAGUUUUAAUUCACAAUGUCCUCAAGUACUGGUUCGAGACUCUAAAGAUGGAACGUUCUCAAUAAUCACCCAAAAUGAUCCAAUAUGCGUGAAAGAUCCAAAAUACUGUCAUAAAAUCAUUAACAUCUUCUUACAAAACGUCAACUACGUGCUAGAUAGAAAACCCGGAGGAGAUUUCUCAUUUAAAACAUCAGACAAGUCUUUGCCCAUUCCUGGUAGGGUACCUGGAGUUAGAGUUGAAAUGAUGGCUCAUAAUCUUUUGGUAUCCAUGGAUACGAUUGGUGUUCAAUUGUUGUGGGAUGGACAGUUACUGGUUCAAAUUUCUGUAAAAGAAAAUCUAUGGAACAGAACUGAAGGUCUAUGUGGUAUUUUGGAUGGAGAUUCAACGACAGAUCUAAUUACUCAAGAUGGACAGUUCCCUCGUAAUAUUCUGACUCUAGCCAACAGCUGGAAAGUGGAUACUCUAGACAAUCGGUGCAAUAUUCCACCAACUGAAGACCAAAUUUGUAAAAAUAAACAGGAAAAUGCAGUUAAUGCCACACAAUUCUGUAAUAAAUUGAUAGCGGAUAACAGAUUUAAAUCAUGUCAGAAUGUUUUGGACAUUAUAUCGCUCUACGAUGCCUGUCGAUCUGAUUACUGUAAUUGCCAAGAAACUGAUCUAUCUUACUGCGCAUGUGAUACGUUCAAUGUUUACGUAAAACACUGUUCUCACUUUGGAGUGAAAGGACUAACCAAUUGGAGAGAUGAAAAAACUUGUCCUCUUCAUUGUACCAAUGGAAAAGUCUACAAAGCCUGUGGAUCAUCAAGCAGACAACCAGCAUGUGGCUCUAUAACAGAAGGAGUAGUUACUGAGGAAUCUGAAUGUGUUGAAGGAUGUUUCUGCCCUGAAGGAACCGUCCUACAUGAAGAUAAGUGUAUCACGAAGGACCAGUGUCCUUGUAUGUUGAGAGGAAAGAGUUUCCCAGCAGGACACUCGGUACCAAAAGAUUGUAAUACCUGUACUUGUUCUGACGGUACAUGGAUUUGUACUGAAGUUGACUGUGGAGCCAGAUGUUCUGCUAUUGGAGAUCCUCAUUAUGUAACUUUUGAUGGAAAGAAAUUCGAUUUCAUGGGAAAAUGUUCCUACUACCUUGUCAAAACUGAUAACUUUUCAAUAGAAGCCGAGAAUAUUCCUUGCGCUGGUGCAAUUUCAGAGGCAAUGAAUUUCCCAAGUAGUACAUUAUCAGGAAUACCUACCUGCACUAAAACAGUUACCAUCAGAAUUAACAAUCAAAUUGUUAAACUAAAGCAGAAUCAUGAAUUAGUAGUAAAUGGUGAGGAUAUUACGAGGGUUCCGUUCAACAUUGCUGGUAUAGGAAUCAAAAAAGUGUCUUCCAUAUUCUCGUUGACAAAACUUCCUAACGGUAUUUCUGUUUGGUGGGAUGGUAUCAGUAGAGUAUAUAUUGAUCUUCCAGCGAAAUUUCAAGACCAAACAAAAGGCCUUUGUGGUUCUUUUAACAACAAUCAAAAAGAUGAUUUCCUAACUCCACAAGAUGAUAUUGAACAAGCCGUUAUCCCGUUCGCAAACAAGUGGAAGACCUCAGAACAUUGUCCAGAUCUACCAGAAAUAAUCCCAACUCAUCCAUGUGACAAAAGCAUUCAUAGGAGACCACAAGCAGAAAAAUACUGUUCUAGAAUCAAGGAGGACCUUUUUAAAGAUUGUCACUUCUUUGUUGACCCUGAACAAUUCUAUCAAGAUUGUUUGUUCGACAUGUGCUCCUGUGAAUUUCCUGUUUCGAAAUGCCUAUGCCCAAUCAUCGCCAGUUAUGCUACUGAAUGUUCUCGACAAGGAAUCAAAAUAGAUUGGAGAGGUGAAAUUCGCGAAUGCGGUGUCCACUGCCCGGGCGGACAGAAGUACCAAGUGUGCGGUAAUCCCUGCACAAGGACAUGCCAGGAUAUAUCCAAUGAACCCGACUGCAAACCACAAUGCGUUGAAGGAUGUAACUGCCCUGAAGGUCAAACCAUUGACGAGAACGGCGAGUGUAUACCAAUUGGACAAUGUAAAUGUACAUAUAGGGGAAUAGAAUUUCCAGCAGGAUACAAAGAAAUUAGACCCGCUUCUAAAGCUGUCGAAUUAUGUGAAUGUUCCAAUGCUAUUUGGGAAUGCUACCCAGCUGACGAAGAAGACAAGAAGAUCUAUCCCAACUCAGAUUUAGUGCAAAAUAAAUGUAACGCUUCGGCUAAUUUGGAAUUUACCACCUGUGAACCUGUAGAGCCAAUCACUUGCAAAAAUAUGCAUUCUCCCGAACUUUACUCACCAGCAAUCUGCCAUGCGGGAUGUCAAUGUAAAAAAGGAUACGUCUUGGACUCGUCUACCAAAACAUGUGUGCUACCAACUCAAUGUCCUUGCCACCAUGCCAACAAGAGUUACAAAGAAAAAUCUGUCGUACAGAGUGGCUGUAAUACUUGCACUUGUCAAAACGGAAAAUGGGCGUGUACAGAUCGUCAAUGCGCAGCCGAAUGUAGCGCAUGGGGUGAUUCUCACUACAAAACAUUCGACGGAAAACGUUUCGACUACCAAGGAGAAUGCGACUAUGUCUUAUCCAAAGCAAGUCUUGGUUCCGAUUCAUACCACGUAUCAGUACAAAAUGUGCCAUGCGGAUCUCUAGGCACAGCCUGCUUUAAAUCUGUUACUCUAAAAGUAACAUCAGGUGAUGGAACUGACGUCGUCAGUUUGGAAAAAGACAAGAGUUUACCAAGCUUGAAGACCUUCAAACACAUUACGCUUAGAGAAAAGGGCAGAUUUGUAAUCGUAGAAGCUCCGGAAUUGGGUCUAGUCAUUCACUGGGAUAGAGGAACUCGAGUUUACGUCAGGCUUAAUCCAAAAUGGAAGGCCAAGACCAAAGGUUUAUGUGGUAACUACAACGACAACGAAAUGGACGAUUUUCAAACACCAUCCGGAGGACUUGCAGAAGUGUCACCAAACAUUUUUGGAGACUCUUGGAGACUGCAAUCCUACUGUUCCGAAGCUGCUGAAAUUGAGGACACUUGCUUGUCAAGACCCGAUCGCAAAAUAUGGACAGUCAGAAAAUGUAGCAUCUUAAAAUCUCAAGUGUUCGCUCCAUGUCAUUACGAAGUGCCAGUUCAAUAUUAUAUAGAUAAAUGUAUUUUUGACUCAUGUGCCUGUGAUCAAGGAGGCGACUGUGAAUGUAUGUGUACCGCUUUGGCGGCUUACGCCCAGGAAUGUAACAACAGAGGUGUCGCUAUUAAAUGGAGGACACCCGAAUUUUGUCCUAUGCAAUGCGAUGAAACAUGCACAACAUACAGUCCAUGCGUCUCUACAUGCCCCGAAGAGACUUGCGACAAUCUUAUGAUGAACAAAAAAUACUCCAAAACAUGCGGUGAAGACGUAUGUAUUGAAGGUUGCGUGCCGAAACCCUGUCCAGCAGGACACGUUUACAGAAACAGCUCACAUUCUGAGUGUGUUCCAGUACACGAAUGUAAACCAAUUUGUAUGAUUGUCAACAACGUUACUUAUUAUGAAGGUGACCUCAUGGAAGAAGAUGAUUGUCAUAGUUGUUAUUGUUCAAGAGAGGAAAAGAAAUGUCGAGGAGAACCAUGCACGACUACAGCAUUGCCAUCUACAACGCUACAGAAUGAACAAUACGUAAAAUGUGAAGAAGGUUGGACUAGUUGGAUUAAUCAAGACCAACCAAGAGAUAACGAUGAACUUAGGACAGUGGAAAAUGAACCUCUACCUUCUUCAUUAGUUUUGCUGAACUUGAAGGAUUCUGCUAAGUGUGGUACAGAAAUGAUAACAGCAAUAGAAUGUCGCACAGUUAAAGACGGUGUUUCUGCAAAAGACACAGGAUUAGAUGUUGAAUGUUCUUUGGAACACGGUCUGAUUUGCAGAUCAGAUGUUAAAGGAAAAAAAGUUUGUCCAGAUUUCGAAAUCAGAGUUCUAUGUGAUUGUGGAGAAUCAACAACUUUUAUACCCCAAACAACAGAAGCUGAAAUCGUCACAAACGCUCCUGUCUGCAUUGUUGGAGAAAGCAAACUAGAUGUAUAUGAUUGUACUAAAUACUACAUGUGUGCUUUUGGACAAACUGAGAACCGUUGGGUCGAGGAAACUUGCGCUAAAGGCACUUUAUAUAACUCUGUCACAAAAUCUUGUGAAUGGGCAAGAGAAGUUUAUCCUCUUAGACCAGAAUGCGUAAGAACAACAAACCAACCAACAACAGAAGGUGUAAUAGUCACAAAUGCUCCUCCUGUAUGUUAUGUUGGAGAGAGCAAGCUUGAUUUAUAUGACUGUGCCAAAUAUUAUGUAUGUACAUUUGGACCAACCGAGAAUCAUUGGGUAGAAAAAGUUUGCGGAAAGGACACUUUAUAUAACCCUGUUACAAAAACGUGCAAUUUACCAGGAGAGGUAUAUCCGGUUAGACCAGAAUGCGUGAGUUCAACAGAACAACCAACAACUGAAGCUGAAAUAGUUACAAAAGCUCCAGUCUGUUACGUUGGAGAAAGCAAGGUAGAUCCCUAUGAUUGUACAAAAUACUACGUAUGUACUUUUGGACAAACAGAAAACCAUUGGGUAGAAAACGUUUGCCAAAAGAACACUUUAUACAACCCUGUGACCACGACAUGCGAUCGGUCAAAUGAAGUGAUACCUGUUAGACCCGAAUGCCAAAAAACAACCACAUAUGUGCCUACUACUGUUUUUGAAUUAAUAACCACCCAAGCUCCUGGAUGUAUUCAAGGUGAAAAGAAAGAAGAUAGAGACGAUUGUGCCAAAUAUUAUAUCUGUUUGAAUGACAACAGUGGAUAUCGUUGGGUACAGGAUAUCUGUAUAAAUGGAUCCCUUUACAAUCCUGUUAAACACACGUGCGAUUAUCCACGUGAAGUUAUUAAAAUAAGACCAAGUUGUAAAUACACCACAAUUCAAGAAUAUAAAACCACCACCUACAGAACGACUACCGGCGAAUCAAGUGAAGAAGAAGAGUUCUUUACCAAUGCUCCGAGUUGUAUUGUCGGAGAAACUAAAGUAGACUAUGACAACUGCUCUGUUUACUUCGUUUGCACACCUGACAUGGAAGACAACAAAUGGGUGAAGAUGAAUUGUGCAGAGGGUACUUUGUACAAUCCUGUUACUAAUGUAUGCGAUUGGCCAAAUAUUGUUUACAAAGUUAGACCAGCAUGCGAAGAAAAAGAAGUAAUAACAAUUGCACCAGAUAUAUGUGGACCUGGAUUAGUUUACGACGACUGUGCUGUAGAAUGUGACAAGUUAUGUUUAUACUACGACUACUUGGUUAAGAAAAAAGGACUUUGUAGGGGUGACGUUAAAUGUGAGGCAGGAUGUGUAUCCGCCGACAAACGCAAAACUUGUCCUAAAGGACAAGUCUGGUUUAACGAAAACACGUGUGUAUCAGAAGAGUCCUGUUUAUGUGUUUCGGAAGAAGGAAAACCAAUGAAGCCUGGCAAAGUAUAUGAUGAACCUGGCUGCAAGAAAUGUCAAUGUAUAGACAACGCCUAUUCCUGUCAACCGGGAUCCUGUUCAACGAAAGCCAGCCUUUCAACAGAAGGUACCACUGAAGAAAAAGAAAAAACUUCAGGAACAACUAUUAUCAAAACAGCUGCUACAGAAGGCACUGAAGCAGAUACUUAUGAAACUACAAAAACUAUUAAGACUUCCUCUACCGAAGGAACUGAAGGAGAAACAACAGAAAUUAAAACGUCUCCAACCGAACGAACCACUGAGAAAGUAUCUACUACUGUAAGACCAAGUUCAUCUAGUGAAGAAGCAAGUAGCAGAAUUUUGAUUAAUGAAGACGAGGAACGAACUGAAGUUACAGAAGAAAAAAUAAGUAAAGUAGCAGUAACUAAAGAUGAAGCUGCUGGAACUGUUACUAUGCACAAAACUACAUUUGCUGUUCCCGGCGUUACUCCCCCUGCUGAAUGUACCGAAGACAGAAUGAUCCCUCUUGUGCAAGGAGAUGAGCCAUUGCCCGAUGAAGCUUUUACUGCCAGCAGUGUCAAAGAAGAUAUUUUUGCUCCUUAUUAUGCAAGAUUCUCUACUGAACUCAGCGAAGAAUCAGGUGGAAGCUGGGCUCCAAAACAACAAAAUCAAAACCAAUAUCUAGAAAUCGAUUUAGGCAAACAAGAACCUGUGUAUGGAGUUAUUGUUAAAGGAAGUCCACUCUAUGAUGAAUAUGUUACCAGUUACAGAGUUCAGUACAGUCCUGAUGGUCACACUUUCUAUUAUAUCCUUAAUAAUAAGAAAACUACUCCAAUUAUAUUCAGAGGAUCUACAGACAGUACAACGGAAGUCAAACAAUACUUCGACGUACCAGUCGAAGCCAAAAAAAUAAGGAUUAACCCUAAAUCAUGGAACAAUGGAAUAUCUAUGCAAGUUGAACUCAUUGGUUGUUCAGAGACAACCACACAAACUACCAACACAUUCAAGACCACUACUCAAAUUGUCAUUAAAACCACACCAUCACCAAUGCUUUGUGACGAUCCCAUGGGUCUUGGCGACGGUUCAAUGUCAUUAUCACAAGUAUCUGUAAGUUCUUCAAUCAGUUCCAAACACGGAAAGGCCAAUCUCAAACUUACCGACAAAUCUGCUUGGCAACCGUUGACCAAUUCACCCACUGAAUGGAUUUUGUUUGAUUUCUUGGAGCCAAGAGACAUAACAGGUCUAGUAACCAAAGGUGGUCCAGACGGUUGGGUAGAAAACUACAUAAUCCAAUACUCCAACGACAAUGUAGAGUGGAGUACUAUCAUGUAUGGCAAAAAGGAUAAGAUAUUCGCAGGAAAUUACAAUUCCAAUAUACCACAAGUCAACAACUUUGAAUUACCAAUCAGAACUCGUUACGUGAAAAUCGUUCCUAAAAAAUGGCGUGAUAAUAUCCAAAUGCGCGUUGAAAUCCAUGGUUGUUACCAACCAUACCCUACCGUUACUGAAGAAUCUACAAUUGUCACUCCAGUUGAAGAAGUUUGCAAUACCUGUCCAGAAAUACAACAUAAUAGUAUAGAAGAUGUCUGCAGAUGUUUACCUGGAAAAUGGUGGGAUGGAAACAAAUGCGUCGACAGAACUCAGUGUCCUUGCGUUGUUAAUUACAUAAAAUAUCCAGUGGAAAGCAUAUUCGAAAAAGACGAUUGCUCUGAAUGUAUUUGUAAAAUUGGUGGAGUUCCAUUCUGUAAACCUAAACAAUGUAAACCUUGUGAAGAGGGUCUGAAAAGUACCGUUACAGCAACAUGCGCUUGCACAUGCCAACCUUGCCCUGAAGAAACUACACUGUGUCCAACAAGUAAUAUUUGUAUCAACUCAACAUUAUGGUGUAACGGAAUAGAAGAUUGUCCUGAUGAUGAAGUUAACUGUGCUUCUACUACUGCAUCUACCGAAGCUCCAACCCCUCUAGUCAGCGUUUUAACUACUCAUGGACAGAGACCUUCCUCAUCUACUGCUGCCGCUCGAAUAACUUCUAAACCUACUACACCAGAACCAGAACCAUGCCCGGAAGUUAUUUGCGGCCCAGGAUUUGAAAAGGUCAUCAAGAAAAGAAGCCACAAAAAAGGAGGCAGAAAGACGUACAAAUCACAAAUGAUUAGAAACAAUAACGUUAAAACGGCUGGUGUAAAGACAAAAUAUGUUGGCGCCAAAGGAGGAAGAGGUGGGGUCAAAACAGCACAAGCAAAAUGGACACUGGCAACACCAACUCCACGAUCACAUGACGUGAAGAAACCUCAAAUAGAAGAAUGCAUCGAAUACAUUUGCGUUCCUACAAUACCAGAAUUCAACAACAGUCAAGAAGCCCUUGACAUUUGCCCUGCUGUAGACUGUGAAGAUAAUAUGAUUCUUAUUUAUGAUGAAUUUAAUCAAGAAACAAAUUGUCAAGAGUUCCAUUGUGAACCUCCUCCGAAACCAGACGCUACAUGUUCUGUCAUAGGAAGAACUUUUAAUACCUUUGAUGGUGUCGAAUACAAAUACGAUAUUUGCAACCAUGUUUUAGCCAGAGACUUGAACUCUGAUGAUUGGGAAGUAUCAUUGAAAAAGAUUUGUAGAAAGGUUUGCUCUAGAGAUUUAAUUAUCCAGCACGAUUUGCACAAGUUUGUCUUCCAUACUGAUUUCUCUGUAGAAUACGAUGACUACACCUACUCCCUACAGCAAAUUAUUAAACUGUCAGAAAGACAAGAAGAUUUUUCUAUUACACUAGUCGGUCGCACUGUACUGUUCACAUCAGGCAAAUAUGGUUUCUGGGUGAUAUGGACCCAGAGCGGUAACGCGAAGAUUGGAGUUGACCAACAAUUGCUUGAAAAGGUCGAUGGUUUAUGCGGUUAUUUUGAUGGAGACCAAGAAGGCGAUAAGCGUAAACCGGAUGGUAGCUUGAGUAAAACGACCGUCGAUUUUGGUGACAGUUGGGCCCUAUCACAUGACCAACCAUCAAUUUGCGAAGCUAAAACUUGUCCACUUAAAAUUCAGAACGAAGCAUGGCAGAUGUGUAACAAAGUUAAGGAAGAGUCGUUGCAAAGAUGUGGACAAGUAAUGGACGUAGAAUCAUUUAUUUCCCGUUGUUUAGAAACGACCUGUACCUGUUUGGAACAGUCCCUGCAAAACGAAACUGCAGAGGAAAGCUGCAAAUGUCAAGCACUUCAAUCUUUCGUGGACGAUUGUCUCUCGAAGAACCCCAAUGUUGAUAUUUCCAACUGGAGAGUUGAACAAAAUUGCCCUGCUCCAUGUGAAGCACCGCUAAUCUACAACGAUUGUUACCAAAAACGAUGUGAACCCGACUGUGCCACUUUCUCCGAUCCUAGGGCUUGUCCUAAAGUCAAUGACAUGUGCUUCCCAGGAUGUUAUUGCCCUGCUGGGUACGUUAGAGAAGGAAAUAAUUGCAUACCGCCAUCUAGUUGCAGAAACUGUGAAUGUGAUCUGCUCCCACACCUUACUUACAUUACUUAUGAUGAAGCUAACUUUACUAUUAGUGGAAAUUGCGUAUACGUAAUGUCUAGGGAUGUAAUUACAAAAGAAAAUAAGGAACAUCAAUUCCAGGUUCUUAUCACAAACCAUGCAUGCUCAACUAGUAGCACAACAUCGAAAACGAAAACUCAUGAACACAAGAACAAAAUGUGCGUCGGAAAGGUCACAAUUCUUUACGAGAACCAUAAGAUUCAUAUUCUCAAAGACGAACAACGCAACAGACUGAAGAUGAUUUAUGAUGGAGAGAGAAUCACAGAUUUUGAGGACGUUGCUGAAGUUGUUAAAGUAGGAGAAACCCAAAAAAGAGAUUUGAAGGUGUUACUGAAUAGAAUACAAGUAGUAGUACAAGUAACGUACCCCAACUUAGCAGUUAGCGUAAAGGUACCAUCUUAUACCUUUGGUGGAAAAAUGGAAGGUAUAUGUGGUGAUUGUAAUGGAAAGGAAGACGAUGAUUUCAGGAAACCUGAUGGCAAUAAACCAAAAGAUGUUACCGACUUUGGACUCAGCUGGUUGUACGAAAAUCUACCAGGAGGUCAAAGCAAAGAACAAUGUGAAGAACCAGAGGAAGAAAAAUGCCACAUUAAACCUGGUGAACCCGAUCCAUGUGUUCAAUUAUUGGACGAAAAUAAAUUUGGACAGUGUUCCAACCUUGUUGACCCAACAAUGUAUUUGGAAUGGUGCCGCAAAGAUACUUGCAAUGGUGACUUAACAGAGUCUUGUGAAGUUUUGGAAGCUUAUGCUAAAGAGUGUUCCAUGUACGGUUUCUGCGUCAACUGGAGAAACAACCUAUGUCCCGUACCAACGUGUCCACCAGGACAAUUCUACUCACCCUGUGGACCGGCCCAUCCAGAUACCUGUGACAACUUGGGAUCAACUAAAAACCCAACUAAAAAUCCAACCAAAGGACAACAUAGGGUUAGGCCAACUGAAGGUUGCUUCUGUCCAGAAGGAAAGGUAUUGCUGAACGAAACUUGUAUCGAACCAAGGGAAUGCAUAACUUGUGAUAACGAAGGUCACCACCCAGGAGACGUUUGGAAGAGAGACAAAUGUACUACCUGCAAAUGUGAUAAGAAAACGCUGGUAUGCGAUACACAACAAUGCGUAGAUCCUUCGACCAUUUGCGAGAGAGGAUACAAUGCAAUACUAGUUCCAACAGGAGAAGACGAAUGUUGCGAUAAAUAUACCUGCAUUCCUGAACCAACCAAUUCACCAAUUUGUGAUCCUCCACAAAACUUACAAUGCGCUCAAGAUCAAGUUUUAAAACUAGAGACAAAAUCAAAUGGUUGCCAGAUCUAUAUUUGUGAAUGCAAACCAAAAGAGGAGUGCGAAGAAAUUGAUUUGUCUUCUAUUAACGCUAAACCAGGAUACGUCAAGGAAAUAGACAACCAGAGCAGCUGCUGUCCAGUGGUCAACUUGGUUUGUAAAAAGGAAACAUGUCCGCCACGCAUAGAAUGUCCACAGUUUUACUCUUUGAAAGAAGACAAGUCAGACGAUAAUUGUUGUCCUGUAUACUCCUGCGAGGCUCCAGAAAAAUGUAUCGUCACAACGGAAUAUGGACCAGCUCCUGCCGGUGGCGAAAGACCUUUAACCGAUUUGGAGAAACAGAAAUUACUUAAGGAUCUCGGCGAAACAUGGAAAGAUGGACCUUGCAACGAUUGUAAAUGUAUUGUAUCUGAAAAUGGUAACUACGUUCCAACCUGUUCAAAGGCAACAUGCCCGGACCCAAGAACGGACUCAGACUGGGAAGAAUAUGAAUUGGUUUCAGAAAAAGUCUACAACGAAUGUUGUCCCAAAUAUAAGCGCCAUGCUUGCAAAUACAAUGGCAAAGUAUACAAGGUGGGAGAAACCUGGUUGAAAGAAUCAGAUUACUGCACUUCAUUCAAGUGCAUCAUAUCUCCUAAUGGUUAUGUCCAGAAAGAAACUCAAGUGAAACAAUGUGAGCCAAAGUGUGAUGUAGGAUUCGCUUAUGUUGAACCCUCAGCAGAAUCUCAGGAAUGUUGUGGAUCCUGUAAGCAAGUCUCUUGCAUCGUUGAAGGUGAAACUUAUCCUAUUGGAAAGACAUGGACUUCGCCAGAUUUUUGUACAGAAUACGUAUGCACAGAUGCUGAAGGAUCGGUACAAGUUAAAUCCGUAACUCAACAUUGUCCAAAGAUCCCUGAUGAAAAUAUUAAGAAUUUCGUUGUUGAAACCGUACCACAACCAGGAAAAUGUUGUCCAAAACACGUAUUGACAGCUUGCAAAGUUGAAGGUCAUGUUGUUAAGGUGGGAGAGACAUGGGUAUCAGAAGAUGAUAUUUGCAAGUCAUAUAAAUGUGUUCAAAAAGGAGACAACCAAUUGAGCAUUCAAGAAACAGUCCAAUCGUGCAAGAGCGACUGUGGAAAGGGUUGGAAAUACGAAAAAUCCAAUACGCAAUGUUGCGGUAAAUGCGUCCAAGUAUCUUGUGUUUUGGAAGAAGAAGUAUGGAAAGAAGGAGAAAGUUGGAAGUCGGAUGAUGGUUGUACGACAUUCAGUUGUGAAAAAUUAGGAGACCAAUAUUCGAUUGUUACCCAACAAGAAACCUGUCCUCCUGUCGAAGACUGUCCUGUGGAAAACAUGUUCGUCAAAGGCUGCUGUAAAUUCUGUAAUGCUACACCGGAGGCUCUAACCCAAUGUAUGCCCUUGCCGAUGGCAUUGGAAGACACAAUUGGAAUUUUGAAAGUCGACGAUUGUAGAAACAUAUAUCCAAUUACGAACUUCACUGAAUGUGUUGGUAGCUGCGAAUCCUCAACUUCUUUCAACGUUGGUGUUGGAAUGCACCAAUCAGAAUGUGCUUGUUGUCAGGCUCUAGCCUACAACACGCUUUAUGUAGAAUUGGAAUGCGAUGGAGGUAGAAAAUUGAAGAAGAAAAUUGGAGUACCAUCUAAAUGUGGUUGUAACGUAAGUGAAUGUAGUGGAAUUAGCAAGCAGCCCGCACAAAAGAUCCGUAAGGGAAGAUACAUUCCAGUUGGUUGAACUGAGUACCUAAUUAGGAGUUAAUAUAGGUUAAGUAGUUUUUAAAUUAUGAUCGAAGAAAUUUAUUGAAGUUAAUUAAUAAAGUGGUUGAUGUUUUAU
Psylliodes chrysocephalus is the source of this 13442-nucleotide messenger RNA. Lineage: Eukaryota; Metazoa; Arthropoda; Insecta; Coleoptera; Chrysomelidae. The record is from the annotation of a GenBank genome assembly.